This is a messenger RNA of Scylla paramamosain (green mud crab), 6451 nucleotides long. RefSeq lists its product as uncharacterized. NCBI's taxonomy places the organism in Eukaryota, Metazoa, Arthropoda, Malacostraca, Decapoda, Portunidae. The transcript is spliced from 14 exons. The record is from RefSeq and is a predicted model, not a curated record. Bases 1750 to 5832 code for a protein of 1360 amino acids. Gene Ontology annotation, cellular component: nucleus; cytoplasm. Gene Ontology annotation, molecular function: protein binding.
ACUCAGCGACUGUGCCCUGGCUGGUCUUGGCCAGGGUCUGAGAGGGAGGGCAAUUCAAGAGAUGCAAUAGCAGUAUUUAACAGGCUGAACGAUUUACUACAGGUGCCCCUCGGCCCUCCCCUCAGUCACUGUGCGGGCGCCCCUCAUCCUUCAUGUAGAUUUAGACAUCUGCUGACGAGGCGAGGGUGAGGUGAGAGUCAUCCCUAAGGCAAGAGCGAGACACGUCCAAGAAUCCCUGAGUGUUGCAGGAAGCGUUCAUCAUCGUGGCUGUCGUUCAAAAAGUCUUCUAGAGACUCAAUGCUCAUGUUUACCUUAUUACUGUUGUAACCCAAGAAACAAGUAGAAAUGAAACACAUAAGAUAAAAGAAGAAUGAAACAAGAAUGAAGAAAUGAAGAAGGAAAUAAGAAGUAGAAAGAAUAAAUGAUGGUCAGGAUGGGCAAGCCGCCUGUCCCAGUACCAUCAGGAGCAAGGAGGCGUAAUUUGACGUGCGUUGUGGCAGCAAGACAGAGGCAGGCAUCCUGAAGGAAGGGCAGCAAUACAGAUGCAGGCAGCCUGAAGGAAGGGCAGGAACACAGAGGCAAGCAGCGUGGAGCAAGGGCAGCAACAAAGAGGUUACAUCAGAGAAGCCCGAGCCCUGCAUCCCGCCAUGGCGUUCAGUAACGAAUUAGAGGAAUUGUUUGAGUCAAGGAUAAAACUAGCAACAAAGGAGCUGGUCACUGCUGUGGAGAAAGGAGACGAGGCAGGGGUGAGAUUGGCACUCGAGAGGGGUGCCAGGGCCGAGGUCACUGUCCCCAUUAAUGAUAGGGUGUCAGGGAGUCUGCUAACUCUGGCUGCCAGCGAGGGCCACGACCACCUACUGCCUCACUUACUGCAGGCGGGGUUAAGCAUAGAAGGUUGGGGCACCACUGACGCGACACCGCUGAUGCUGGCUGCCUUGUUUGGCCACAACCAGACAGUAAAGGCACUGUUGGACCUCGGCAGUAACCCUCUGGCCACGUAUGGUGAAGGGUGGACAGCCCUCCACUUUGCUGCAAGGUCGGGCCACCAGCAGUGUGUGGCGGCACUCAUCCCCGUCACUCCUCCCACUCCCGCACACCUCCAGGCAAACACCCCGGUACACACCGCCAGUUAUGAAGGCCACGUGGAGGUACUGGAGCAGCUGGCAGGUGCUGGCUGGUCCCUCACCGCAAGGAAUAGUGAUGGCGACACACCCAUGCACCGUGCUGCGGCAGGGGGCAGCGUGACAUGUCUGCAAUGGCUGGUGCAGCGAGGAGGUGACCCGAGCGUGCAAAAUAAUGCAGGACACACCCCGCUUGACCAGGAACUGGUCACUGCUGUGGAGAAAGGAGACGAGACAGGGGUGAUGUUGGCACUCUACAGGGGUGCACGGCCCGAGGUCAAAGUCCCCACUAAUGAUGAGAUGUCAUGGAGUCUGUUUACUGUGGCUGCCAGCGAGGGUCACGACCAUCUGCUGCCUUACCUACUACAGGCGGGGUUAAGCAUAGAAGAUGGAGGCACCACUGACAUGACACCGCUGAUGAUGGCUGCCUUACGUGGCCACACCCAGACAGUGAACACACUGCUGGAGCUCGGUGGUAACCCUCUGGCCACGCAUCGUGAAGGGUGGACAGCCCUCCACUUGGCUGCAGGGCAGGGCCACCAGCAGUGUGUGGCAGCCCUCAUCCCCGUCACCCCUCCCACUCCCGCACACCUCGCGGCACUCACUCCGGUGCACACCGCCAGUUAUAAUGGCCACGUGGAGGUACUGGAGCAGCUGGCAGGUGCUGGCUGGCCCCUCACCUCCAGGGACAGUUAUGGCAAUACACCCCAUGCACCGUGCUGCGGCAGGGGGCAGCGUGACAUGUCAGCGAUGGCUGGUGCAGCGAGGAGGUGACCCGAGCGUGCAAAAUAAUGCUGGACACACCCCGCUUGACCAGGAGCUGGUCUCUGCUGUGGAGAAAGGAGACGAGGCAUGGGUGAGGUCGGCACUCGACAGGGGUGCACGGCCCAAGGUCACCGUCCCCACUAAUGCUGGGGUGCUGGGGAGUCUGCUGACUGUGGCUGUCUACGAGGGCCAUGACCACCUACUGCCUAGCUUACUGGAGGCGGGGAUAAGCAUAGAAGGUGAAGGCACCACUGACAAGACACCGCUGAUGGUGGCUGCCCUACGUGGCCACACGCAGACAGUGAAGGCACUGCUGGACCGCGGCAGUAACCCUCUGGCCACGUAUGGUGAAGGGUGGACAGCCCUCCACUUUGCUGCAAGGUCGGGCCACCAGCAGUGUGUGGCAGCCCUCAUGCCCGUCACCCCUCCCACUCCCGCACACCUCAAGGCACUCACCCCGGUGCACACCGCCAGUUCUAAAGGCCGCGUGGAGGUACUGGAGCAGCUGGCAGGUGCUGGCUGGCCCCUCACCGCCUGGGACAGUAGUGGCUACACACCCAUGCACCAUGCUGUGGUCGGGGGAAGUGUAGCAGCUGUGGAGUGGCUGGUGCAGAGAGCUGGUGACCCACACAUCCAGUCGAAGGACAGACGCACCCCAAUGGAGUUGGCAAUGCAGUAUGGCUGCCACGAGGUGGAGACCUGGCUAGCCAAAAAUGGCGGCGGUGUUGGGAGGAGCAAGAUUCUGCAUGUGGAGGAAGUGAGGGCGUGGCAGGGCUUGCACGAAAACCAACACAACAGCGUCUUGUCCCUGCUGGUGGCGGGCAACGAGGCAGCCAUGGCUACCAUCCCCAGGGAUUAUGAUGGUCACGCGCUGAGCCAUGAUGGCCUGACGCCUCUUCAUGCCGCGGCGCUGUGCGGGGCUCCCAGUGGUGUUGUGGAGGCUUUGCUGCGACGCGGCGUGAGCCCUCAUGUGACCACUCCUGACAACAUGACCCCCGCUGACCUGGCACGGCAACAAGGCCAUGACUCCGUGAUUAUGGGACUACAGCACCACCACUGUGAACAAAGCGGCACGCCUCCCGAGUACCUGCACGAGGAGCUGCUCUCAACAGUCAGUCGCCGGGACGACGUGCAGGCGGUGUCCGCCCUCCUGUGUAAGGGCGCGCCCAUAGAGCUCCUGGGUAGCCAUUCUGUCCUGAGACUGGCUGUCACCACCGACCGUACACACAUCAUCAGCCUGCUGCUGGCUAGCGGUGCACCGCUGCCUGCCAGCCUGCUCCAGGAGGCUUGGCAGAGCCCCGAUGUGACCCAUAGGGUGCUGGCCUUCCUCACCACCGCCUACUGCUGCCGGCUGCGUGCAGAGCAGCGUCGCCUGGAAAAGAUCAGUAGCGCCCUUGUCGAGGGCAUCGACAGUCUGGUGAAAACCAUCGAGGGAAAUACUCCCUGGCAGGCAGCCUGGCGAUGGGGAAAGGAAACUGACCGUCCAGCACUGAGCGACCUCCUGGCAAAGGCCGCGGCUGCCAACUGCCCUGUGACUGCCGCCUUCCUGCAUAGGGCAGGAGGAUGGACAGUCUUUAAUGGAGCCUCUGGUGGCACUGCCCUCCACGCUGCCCUGGAAGCUGGCCACAAAGGCAUGGCCGAUCUGCUGAUCAGGGACCUUGGGGGCUGCCCAUACGUGCCGGACACACAUGGUCGCCUUCCAGUGCAAAUGUUGCCCGAUGAGGAGCAGCAGAGACUGGAGCAGAAGCUCUUUAUGGAGGAGCGUGAAAAACUGGAGAAUAUGGAGCUUCGCUUGAAGGCAGAUCACGAGAAGACCGCAGCACGGACAGCGCUGUGUAUACAGAAGGAUCUUUUUGAGAGCCACAAGAAGGGCGAGGGUAAGAAUGUCUCCUCACAUGAUGGCCGCGCUGCCCUGCUGCUGGCCUCGCGCAAAGGUCUCCUGCAGCUGACUCAUCUUAUACUGCAAGAGGGUCAUUUCCCCGUGGAUGAAGUGCUGGACUACACCUGCGGCACCACCGCUCUACACCAGGCAGCCUCACACGGCCAGGACAGCUGCGUGUCGCUACUGCUGAGCGCCGGCGCCAACACACAGCAGCGCGACACCUAUGGCCAGACGCCCCGCCACCUGGCCGCCAUGUUUGGCCACAAAAGUACUUUUGAACUCUUGGCACACCAAGAGACGCAGGACCUUCCUUGCCGCGCGGGCACCACGGCCACAAAGGUGAAAGAAAAUUUUAAAGUCUUUCACAAUAAGUAUUACAAAUAUAAGCGUAAUCUAUUAGACCCAAUCGACCAUCGUGACCCCGAAAACGUCAUAAGAAUUCUCGUGAAAUCCAUAGGCCUGCAAGAGCUGCAGAUGGAGGCUCAGCGGGUGGCUGUGGAUCUAUCAAAGGACGAGGCCCUUGAGGUGAAGGAGGCGGUCAUGGCGGAAGUAAGCACCAUCAUGAAUAAGGUGGCAGCCGCUGAUCCCACCUAUCACGGCGACCUGAGGCUGGCGGGCAGUUCUCGGGACGGCUCUAAGCUGUAUGCCCCUGACGAAUUUGAUAUAAACCUCGUGAUUCACGAGGAUAACGUAGGAAUAAAUGUUAGUAAGAGAAGGAAGGAGGAAGCACCGCUGAAGGGCAGCUUCCAGAUUUCUGUAAAGACUGACAAUCCUCAUCUUGAGGGUAAUAGAUUUAUGGCCAAUUUGUACAAGGAGGUGCACCGGUGCCUCGCUGGCCAUACCCUGCAGGACGAAAGACUGAGCCUGGUGCCACCGGGCCUGACCAGCACGCAAGUGGGCGUGGGACUCUCUCUGGCCUGGCAGGGGAAAGAGUAUCCACUGUUGCUGGUCGGCGUGGACCUGGUGCCAGUGCUUGAGGUGCCAUGGCUGGAGCAAGUUUCCAGACCCUUCCUUACUCCUGAGGACACCACCACCAUGCAGCUCAGUAAUGCUGCGGACGGAACAUGGCGCUGCAGCUUUGCCUUGACAGAGGCUGAGGUGCUGGGGACGUUGACACCUGCAGAGCGCCAGGUACAGCUGAUGGGAAAAGUACUUCUUUCCCGUCUCAAGGCCGAGCGCUGGAUGCCUCGGCACAAAAAGAGCUUCUUCAAGUGGUUUGCCACACGGGAGUGGAACAUCGCGGUGCCAGGCGGGUUCUGCUUCAAGAAUGCGCUCCUGCGGUGGCUGGAGCAUAGGCGGUGGAGGAAGGUAGAGCUUGGGGCUGGACGGAAGCAGGACCACAACAAGGAGUUGGGCGCUGGACAGGAGGGGAACCACGCCAAGGAGUUGGGGGCUGGACAGGAGGGGGACCACAAUAAGGAGUUGGGGGCUGGACAGGAGGGGAACCACGUCAAGGAGUUGGGGGCAGGACAGGAGGGAGACCAUACCAAGGAGUUGGGGACUGGACAGGAGGGGAACCACACCAAGGAGUUGGGAGCUGGACAGAAGGGGGACCAUGCCAAGAAGUUGGGGGCUGAACAGGAGGGGGACCAUACCAAUGAGUUUGGGGCUGGACAGGAGGGAGACCACACCAAGGAAUUCGGGACUGGACAGGAGAAGGACCAUGCCACGGAGUUGGGGGCUGCACAGGAGGGGGACCACACCAAGGAGUUGGGGGCUGAACAGAAGGGGGACCAUUCCAAGGAGUUGGGAGCUGGACAGGAGGGGGACCAUACAAAGGAGUUGGGGGCUGGACAGGAGAGGAACCAUGCCAAAGAGUUGGUGCCGGGGCGGGAGGGGGACCCCACCAAAUGGUUGGGGAAGGUGUUCAGAUUGAUGUGUGCGAACCCAGAAGAGUCACGAGAGCAACUGACAACUCAAAACAGCUCUGCCUACUUUGGAGGAGACUGUGAGGGACGGAAGCCUGGGGACGGGGCGCCCGUCAUCGUGCAGUGUCUGGAGGAGGGUUUGGAAAAGUUGUCUUCUGGCUUGGCCUCAGCCAAGACAACCAGGCCGCGGCGAUGAAAGCAUUAGAUGCAGAAGAUGCAGAACUGUGUAAUCAUUAGCUGUGAGCUGUGCCACGCCUCAUAACCCCCCACCACACACACACACAGGAACACAAGUGCUUGGUGCUCGAUUUUCAGAUUCAAUAGUUUAUUUAUAUAAGCCAAUUAGUUGUGAAACUGAUAUAAAGAAAAAAUAUAGAUUUUCAUGGUGCUAGCCUAGUGAGAGAAAAUACUCUCUCUCUCUCUCUCUCUCUCUCUCUCUCUCUCUCUCUCUCUCUCUCUCUCUCUCUCUCUCUCUCUCUCUCUCUCUCUCUCUCUCUCUCUCUCUCUCUCUCUCUCUCUCUCUCUCUCUCUCUCUAUAUAUAUAUAUGGAUGGAUUUAAAUUAUAAAAUUACUCAAAAGGUUUGAAAUAAAGAGAUGAGUUUUUGUGUUUGGUUUACUCAUACAACACUUUUCAAAAUACAGAGAGGAAUUGUUUUGUGUUUAUGGAAAAACACAAGGCAAUGAUUUAUUUACAUAUAUAAGUUUGCAAAUAUGAUAAGUCUGCUAGAAAGGUUUGAAAGCGACCCCAAGCGCAAACUGUUAUACUGUACAUAUUAAAUACUGACAUCACUUAUCAGGUAACAAUUACUACUUAA